Messenger RNA from Corylus avellana, 876 nucleotides. Its product is annotated as 17.5 kDa class I heat shock protein. NCBI's taxonomy places the organism in Eukaryota, Viridiplantae, Streptophyta, Magnoliopsida, Fagales, Betulaceae. The record is from RefSeq and is a predicted model, not a curated record.
AGAAGAUCCAUGGAAAGUACUGGAAAGUAGUUAUAGAAGUUUCUCUAUCCAUCUAUGAUCGCUCAGAAGAGCGAGUACCAGAAAGAACCAGAAUCCCUUCUACUGUUUCCUUCUAAACUAUAUAAACCAUGCACUUGUACGUCGACUUCAUCAUCAAGAGUUGUUCUAAGCUUCUAAUUGUCUAUUCUCAAACAGAUAAAUCUUUAUUCAUCAACAAUGUCGCUCAUUCCAAGCCUUCUUGGUGCCCAACGAACAAACAUCUUUGAUCCCAUUUCUUUGGACAUCUGGGAUCCCUUCCAAGGCUUCCCUUUCGCUUCAGCAAGUGAUCAGAGCUCUGCGUUUGUGAACACGCGUGUUGAUUGGAAGGAGACCCCGGAGGCUCACAUUUUCAAGGCUGAUCUUCCUGGGCUGAAGAAGGAAGAAGUGAAGGUCCAGGUGGAGGAAGGCAGAGUGCUCCAGAUCAGUGGGGAGAGAAACAGAGAGCAAGAGGAGAAGAAUGAUAAAUGGCAUCGGAUUGAGAGGAGCAGUGGGAAGUUUCUGCGGCGGUUCAGGUUGCCAGAAAAUGCAAAGAUGGAUCAGGUGAAGGCUAGCAUGGAGAAUGGCGUGCUCACUGUGACUGUCCCAAAGGAGGAGGAGAAGAAGCCUGCUGAGGCUAAGGCCGUUGAGAUCUCCGGCUAAUUCAGAAAAUUCUUGUAUGGUGGAUCUAGCUUUUAAGACUGUUUUCUCCCUGAAAUAAUGAGUAUAUGAUAAAUGCUCUGGUUUGUUUGUCAAAGUGUGAAGUGAUCUGUGUGUGUUAAUCUUUGCUUUGUAUGGUUUGUUUCUUUUGAAAUGGUGGUCUGCAUCAUUGUAAUGUUAUUGGUAUGCUAGUGAGUUAAC